CAUCCGAUCAUGCUCAAUCACCUUUUGAAUGGUUCUAUUGGCUUUGCGAGAGGCGUCCGCAUCAGUGCAGGUUUUGUCAGUGCUCUGUUAUUGAUUGCCUGCUUGUCCAUGCGCACGAGAGCACUGUCGACGCCGACUGUCAGCUACAGUGCAGUUGCACGAAAAUGCUCUCGUGAGGUCCCCUUUAUCCUCGUGACCGUUGGGUAUAUUCUCUCUGAGUACACAGACUCGAAUUCUUUGAAGCUAAUCGUGCUUAGGAUCAUGCUAUGUCAAAUGGGCUUUUUCUUCCCGUUAUUCUAUUUACAACUGGACUCUAUCAAACAUGGGAUCGACGUCCAUUUCUCGUUCUACGCUCUCGUGAUCUUGAAUGCUGCAUGUGCCAUCGGACGCUGCACGGCAGGAAUAAUUGCAGCCUAUACGGGGUUGUUGAAUUUGACCAUCGCAUCUACUGCUGCGUGCGGUGCUCUCACCAUAUCCAUGAUAGCUCUGAGUAAC
Messenger RNA from Suillus clintonianus, 495 nucleotides. RefSeq lists its product as uncharacterized. The record is from RefSeq and is a predicted model, not a curated record. The transcript has 2 exons. The annotation marks the transcript as partial. NCBI's taxonomy places the organism in Eukaryota, Fungi, Basidiomycota, Agaricomycetes, Boletales, Suillaceae.